Messenger RNA from Pecten maximus, 10794 nucleotides. Its product is annotated as hypoxia-inducible factor 1-alpha-like. Bases 65 to 3319 code for a protein of 1084 amino acids. The record is from RefSeq and is a predicted model, not a curated record. The transcript is spliced from 12 exons. NCBI's taxonomy places the organism in Eukaryota, Metazoa, Mollusca, Bivalvia, Pectinida, Pectinidae. Gene Ontology annotation, cellular component: cytoplasm; aryl hydrocarbon receptor complex; transcription regulator complex. Gene Ontology annotation, biological process: regulation of transcription by RNA polymerase II. Gene Ontology annotation, molecular function: protein dimerization activity; DNA-binding transcription factor activity, RNA polymerase II-specific; RNA polymerase II cis-regulatory region sequence-specific DNA binding.
UCAUGGUCUUUGCGACGUUUGCACUAGGAGAGUAAUUAACUACGUCUCAUGUUUUCAUCUGAGAAUGAGUGAUGCCGACAGUCCCGAUGGUGGCAGGGACAAAAAGAAAUCAAAACACCAUGAGGACAAUGACACCACAAAAAGACAGUACAGAAAAGUUGGAGAAAAACUCAGGCGAGACAAACUGAAAAGUUAUUUGUCUGUACUAGCUCAGGAAAUACCCUGGAUCUCUGAUGCAAACCACAAAGUUGACCGGUCACAGAUACUGAAACUCACAGUUAACUAUCUCAAGUUUCACCAUGGUGUCAAGGAAAAGAAAAUCGCACUCCAAAAAUGGAAACCCAACUUCCUGUCAUCCGACACUCUUCGGCAGUGUCUCAGUGAGGCUACUGGUGGAUUUGUGAUGGUCGUUUCACACACAGGAACUGUUGUGUUUGUGUCAGAAAGCAUUUCCUGUAUACUUGGCCAUUCUCCAGUGAAUGUGAUUGGCCUCCCCAUUUCCAACAUUCUCCAUGAAGAUGACUGUGAAACAUUUAGUCGACAGUUUCAGAUGGCUGAUGAAAAUGCAUUUAUAUGUGAGAGUCUGCCAUCUGACCAGGAGAGGGUACAGAUAAACACUUUCAAGAGUAACCACAGAUCAUUCCUGGUACGGAUGCAAAUUCUGCUGAAAAACAGUAACAUCCUACAAUAUGAGACUGUCCAUUUUCUGGGGAAAAUCUCGUCUGAAGACACAAAGACUGGUGACAAAAAAGUCAAAACCUCAGAUCAACACAACAUCUGGCUAGUGGCUGUUGGGCGGUUGGUAAGGGACCGGGUCAUACAUGAAUUGUCUGUGAUGGGUUUAGACAAACUGGAAUGGUGUAGUCAACACAGUAUGGAUGGAACAGUCCUUUUUACUGACCAAAGAGUAUCCCAAUGUUUGGGUCUAUUCUCAGGAGAAAGUACUGGACAUUCCUGUUAUAAGUAUAUCAUACCGGAGGAUAUCCAGGCUGUCAGCAUCAGCCACAUGAAAAUUAUGACAGACAAUGAGGUACCACAAACUAUCUUUAGGUUAAAGAUACCAAAUCAGGAUACAAAGUAUAUUGUGUCUCGCUCUGUCGUCGUCCGGGACAAGUGGACGAAGGAGGCAAAAUUCAUAUCCAGCAUUAACAUUAUCAUAGAUAAGACUGAAGGAGACCAGCUAUUGGAAGAACAACAGAAGAAAGUUGAUACCCUCAUUGCUGUAACAAAACAACUUAGCCUUCAAAAGGACAAUUCUGAAGUCCCAGCUCAGAAAGACGACAUGGCAGACAGAAAUUGUAACAAUUCAGAGAUCGCAUGUGACUGUGGUACGUCAGAGAGCCCUGUUGGCAAUGUGAAAAACUUUGAAUCAAUUGAAUCAUCUGCUCAUGUAAGACCUAGACAGUUUGGCACACCACUGCUUAAAAGUCUUUUGGUAAGUGACCUCGUCAGUUCCUCCAACAUACACUGUACUUGUACUACGGAGACUUGCAGUGAAACCAGUCCCGUCAGUAGUGGUUCUCAUUCAAUCAAUAGCGGUUGUUCUCACUCCAUCAAUAGGAAUGCCUGCUCACAGAGCACUGGUUCUUCUGAAAGCAAAAGUGGUAGUCCGCAGAUCUUUGGGAAUGAAGACAGCCCUACAGCCUCUAGUGGAGGAAGUCUUGAUGUCACAAAUGGGGAAGGAAGUCCUUAUCUUUACGAUGAAGAUACAAAUUGCCAUUCCUUAAGCAAUGAUAGACCCCUUGUUAAAGAUCAUAAGAACAUUGUUACAGGCAGCAUUAAUAAAGAGUUAAUUAGCACGACAGAAGAAGAACCAUCAUGUGAUGAGAAGAUUCCAGCUAUAUGUAGCAUACAGAGGGUGAGAAACUGGACAGAUACCCUCACAGAAGUAGAAAUGGAUAUUUCUAGGAGCACAGAUCUCAGUGAUUCACGUGAUGCCUACUCAAGCCAAAGCAACUUGACUCUUCAGCAAUCUCUUUCUGACACAAGCAGUGCCAGCCUUGAUGGCCUUGAUAGAUACUGUCCUAAUUCAGACCCAACAAACAUAGAAUUAAGUCCAUCGGUACAGUCGAAGUUAUCCCAUGACCAGUCCAGCCCUGUAUCUAAUAGUCGGUCAUUCCAGCCAUCAGGCCGAUUUCAUGAAAUUAGCUCUGUACAGACAAGUUCAGUUCAUAACCUGAAUUCCUUCAACAUGUUAUAUACCACAUUACCUUGCACUGUAGAUUCGAACCUUACCUUUCAAUCAAGCCUUCCAGGUAGUCAAUCCAGUAAUCAAUCGAGCGUUUUAUACAGUCACUCCGAACAGCUGCCAUUGCAUGUACCGUUUGAUAGUCAUGUAUCAGAUGAUUUAAGCGUAACUCCAGAACAAGCUAGUUAUGCGGAAUCACGUCAAUCAUUUGAUCAAACUUGCCAACCUUGCCAGGCACUGCCCAGCGUAUCAUUUGCAAAGGCUUAUCCUGAAAAGCCCAGCAUUAAAUGUUGUGCUGACCAAUCAAACGUUCCCUCACGCUGGUCAAUCUCCAAGGACUCCAAAGAAAUUCAAAACCAAGAAAAUACUACACUUUCCGUUUUACUAUCAUCCCCGACACUGGACCAUCAACAAUCAUUAAACAGCCAAUCAAAAUCUGCACAACAUGAUCAAUACAAUCAACUUCAUUUUGAACAGGCCAGUCAUACCUACAAUGAUAUUAAUUUGUUGUCUGCAGUCCAGAGCAGUGUUUCCUAUGAUUACUCAGGAAAUGGUGAUGAUCAUCUGUCUAAAUGGCCAAUGUUCAAGCAGCAACACCCGCAAGGACAAUUGGGAUUGAACCAAAGCAGAUGUGAACAACAAAAUAUUGAACAUGGCCAGAUUUGUCGAUCAGAAAAAGGAGCUAUAUCUGGCUGUAGACAAAGCAUCACAUCAUGCAAGGGAACCGCUUGCUCUAGUGAACUGGAUGAAAUUCAAAAGGACAAUUUUCCUUUAGUACCGGAGAAGGAAUUCAAAACAAGAGAUUCCCGACAGAAAGAAGUUUUAUGUGCCUCUGCGAACGAAUCUACUCAAGAUUUUCGAAAGAAGGAAUGCAACGCAUAUUUUAAACUGGCAGGCCAGCUCCGCGCUAAACACAAACAAAUCAGGAAGUCCCUUGUGUCCCAGGAGUCUGUGCUGGACCAAGUACAAGAAAACCUCUCCCUGGUAACCGACGCUCAAACUGGAAAUGGACAGAAUGGUACAACGCUAAACCAGAAUGUUUUUAAUCUGAAGGCUGCGAUUCGAGAGCAGAGGAUGCAGCUCUCUGAUCUUGAGGAUGAGUUUAUCUCGAGGAUAUCGGACAGGAAAUGAUUGCCGAAAGGUAAUUUUGACUGCUCCUUAAGUACAUAUCAUUAACGCAAUACGCUUGUGUAAACGGACCCUUAUAGAGUACAAGUGCAAUUUAAACUACCGUUUGACACUUUCAAAACUAGUUUCUAUAUAAUAAAACUUAAUUGCAGUUUUAUGCUAAAAUAAUUGUCAGGGUUGAAGACACUCACUUAACACAAUAAUGCUUUAAUUAUGAGGUUGUUGUUAAUUUUACUAUAUUUAUAUUUAUAUUAUAUUUAAAAUGAAAAUGUACUGCAGCAUUAAAUUGCCAAUUGCCAAUUCUGGCUACUCUUUAUCACAUCACAGAUGCAAUAAAUCCGGGUUGAUGUUUGUCUUUCCACGGCAGUCUCGGUAUUUACAUUCAGUCCAUAUAGAAAUGAGGAAAAGCACGUGAUACAUCAAGUACGCAUUACAGAACAUGUAGGAACAAAAUGUACAUGUAAGUGCACUUUGUCGCGCUUUAUAAAUAUGUACUAAUAUCGCAUAUACUAAUUUGGCAUAUAAGUUAUAUUAUAUAAUGUAUUCUGUGAAAACUGAAAUAUAUUCUAUAAUGUAUUUAAGAAAAUUGAAAGUUUUAGCACUUAAGAUGGCCCAACGCUUUCAACUAAGACGAAUUCCUUGAUCCGCAGUUUGGAGAUAUCGUGCGAACGGAUAUAAAUAUAUAAGACCCGAACACAUCAUCUUCGGUAUUAUCAUGUUACCUUUGCUGUAUUAAAUUAGAAUUAUGUUUGGAGUAAGCAUCGUGCUGUAUUUUUAUUAAGUGACAUAUUAAGGGAAGAAGGGAAUACUGGGCCCUAUAGAACUUCUUCUCUGCUAUGAAUCCUACAAGGUAAUUGAAAUUCCAAUUCACUUCAAUUGUUACUAGGUCAACGAAUCGUAUAAUCAUGGUAAUAUCUGCUAAAUGUUAAUGAGAUAGAGUUAAGGUUACCCUACCUUGUUUGAGAAGUGUUGUACCGAUUUGGUAUAUUUCAAAAACAUUUCUUGUAAAUAUUUGUUUGGCGUUUAUGGUAAAAAUUAUUUUGCAAGAGCUAAUAUUUAUGAAUCACAGACACAAAUUUCCAUCCGUCGAAAUUACGUCCUUUUUAUUUAUGCCAGCUAUCGAAUUUGGUCCUAUGUGUAUUAUUAUAUACCUUGUAAUAUGAUACCAUGUACGCAUACAUAAAUACUGUGUUCUGGACUUCAAUUUGUACCUUAAGUCGUUAUAAGGUAUUUGUAAGAAAUCUGUAUUGCGAAAAUAUUGUGAUUGUGUUUUGUUCAAAGAUAUAAUAAACAUGUUUUUGGAUUUAUUUCGUACUGUGAAAAGAAUAGAAUUCCACCUUCAUGUGCAUAAUAUGUAGACGUUUUAAUCAACUGGUCUCAAAUCAGACUUAUAUGUUGCAUUAACAAGAACUAUUCGCUUUUUGUCUAUUUUUUAUCCGACAAAAUACUUUACCAUAUCUUAAUUGUCUUCCAUCCAAGAAGUCAUGUAAAGAAGAUUGACGCUUAGAUGUUAAUUUUCCGUUCUGUUUAAAUCGUUUUCAGUCAAGGGAAUCGAAAUUCAAAUCAGCAUAGCACUAUAGAUUUGUUAUUAUAUUGGAUGAAAUAAACAAGCGAUCAAAUGACUUCUGUAUUAAUAUAAUUUAUAAAUAUUAAAGAAGCUCCAUGGUAAGCUACAUCGCCGAGAGCCACUACACUACUGUCAUAAAAAUACAUUAAAUGACAUCCAUGGUAUGGAAAUAUAUCUAAAUAAAUGAAUAAGCUUCCGCAUAAUGAUCGCUAACAAGACCGAAUGUUACAUAUAAGAUAUAAAGGGAGGCACUAUAGAAUUUGUUCGUACUAUUAUUUAUUCACUAUUAGUUUGAAAGAUAUAAGAGAAGUUCAAACAUUUAGAGGGUGGUAAUAGUGUGUAGUAUAUGUAUAUGUCUUUUCUAGUUUUCGAUCAUAAUCACCCGUUGUCCCUUUCAAUCAGAACUAUUUUAUAAGUGUUUUGCAUGUUGCAAAAGCCAAAGCGGGGACAUCGAUCCAUAAUUAUGUAUCGCGGAAUUUCCACGUACCCCUCCUUUGUUUAAGAUGUAUUACCUCUGUAGGUUUGAUUUUCAAAUAUAAUUCAUAUUUCACAAAAAUUAGUAUGAAGUGUAGACAGUAAUAAUGUAUAACAUGAACAGGUAACCUAUAGUGCACGACAUUGUGUAUAAACGAUGUGGUCAUCUACUAUUGAAGUAGAUAAUGUAUGAAGGUUUAAGACAAACCCGUUAUCUUGACAUUGUUUCUGUAAAAAAUAUUAUCUUAAAAAGGUUUAAUGUAAUGGAAAUAUGUUUUUAUUGUUUCAAUGGUGAUGAUUUAAUGAUAUUUAUAUCCACAAUAACGUCAUUGAAGACAAACGUUGACAUUGGUAUUGUGAUUUGCAUUUACUUGAUGUGUGUAUCAAGGUAAAUGUGAUUGUUAUUGUUCUAAAAGAUUAAUAUUUUCCUUUGUUAUUCUACUAAAAGAGUUCAAUAUUUUUUCUUUGUUGAUGUGUAUAUAUUAGUAAAGUGUUUAUAUUAUACAAAUUUAGAUUUAAGAUGAAUAUUUUUGAAAGUGUUAGAUAAUGUAUACUAUUGAAGUUUAUGAUGACGUUUCCCCAUAAAGUGUUAAGUGUUGUAUAUGAUAUAGAUUUAUUUAUUUUACGGAUUUUACGUCCGCAAUUACGACCGCACGGCCAUUCAGUUGACAAGGAUGCACUUUUUAAAAAGAUGGAUGUUUUAUAUUUAGAGUUUAGUGCUGCCAUUGGUUGAUGUUUAUAUGUGAUAGGUAAUUCAUCAUGACGGUCAUUGUGUAUUGUAUUGAAUACUCUGCCUUAAACAUUUUCAUACUUUUGAUUACAUUACAAUGUACCAAGAUUUAUUUGUACUAAUGUAUACAAUAUUUUUCCAUAUGAAAUGCCAUAGAUAUUGUGCUACUUUUAUCUCAUUUGGCCCAAAGUGCGAAUGUAGAAUCGCAAACGAAUGUAUAGCCAGUAGCUUCCUGUAAUGAAGCCAGUCAAAGCUAGCAAAAUAUAUACAAUUGAUCACAGGAGUAAAAUUUGGUAUCUACUGAUUAACUGGGAUCGUGAUAUUUGGUUUGUUCCUUAAUCCCAUAAUGAAGUUUGGCAAACAAGUUUGUCAAAAAUGAUAAUUUGUGCACAUAAUAUUUUAUUAUGAAGCCGAAUUUUAAGCUACAUUCUAAGCGAUGCACUGUAAAAUUCAGUGUAAACCGUCUACACUGGGUUUGUUAGGGUGUUUAUGUAUGGUCUUGUAAUCUUUUGUCAUCAUCUUGAAAUGUCAAUAAGGCAAUCUUUGUCAUAAUAUUGAAAAUAUAUCUAUAUCAGUCAGCUACUCGGACAGCAUUCCUUACUAGAAUCUACAGACUAGUGUUUCUUACAAGGAAACAAUUAACUGAAACGUGUUAUAAAUGAAUGUAAGCAUACAUCUAAAGGGAACUUGGUUUGUAACAUGGACACAUUAUCAUAAGUUGACGAGGGGGGGAUCAGAGGCUCCAAAAGGGAUAUCUAAUAAAGGGGAUGUAGACACGCCUAUAUCGCUUUCUACAGAGAUAACCUCGUUUCCUUUUCAUGGUCUAUACUUUUUAGUGUAAAUAAAUCUUUGACCUACAUGCCUAUUUGACCUUUGAUUCAGCUUAAUCACAUACUGUAUUAAAAGAAAUGGGGACGUCUUUAAACAAGAAUCCAAGUGCGCGGAAUGAAUAAUACCUUGUUUAAGUGAUAUACAAUUGAUGUUUUAAACAGUUUUACUUUUACCAAUUUCAGAAGUCACAUUGGUUAAAUUCCGGAUUAUUAUAACAGCGGAUUAUAAUUUGUUAACGGCUAUACAUGUAUUGUAACUUUAUAUAAUAAUUUGUGUGAUAUUGUGGUGUAUGAUAGAUACAAUUAUUAAAGUUAUUCAUCAAUAUUUAUCAGACAUAUUUAUUCAGGAUAUGUCUGCGAGGCUUACGAUGUUGUGAAAAUAAAGGUCGAAAUCUCAUUACCAGUAAAUGACGGUGUCAUUCAGCAUUUGAAAAUGUAUUGGACAUUGAGCGUUUCAAAGUGAAUAAAUCACUUUAUGUUAAUAUGUUGUCUUGGCUCCUACUCAAAUAAGCAACAAUUUAUAUAAUUGAUAACGUUCGGCGUCAAACAUUAAUACUUAAUUCAGACACGUGUUUAUUGCUCUGAAUUUAUUAUCCCCUCGUGCGUCGAGUCGCCGAGGGGAUCUAGGGAUCUGCCCGUACGUACAAGUACGUAUGUAAGAACGUACGUAAUAAAUUUGUGCGGAGCAUAACUUUCAAACAAAGCAUGAUAAUUUCAUCAAACUUCAUUCACAUCUAAACCACAUCGAGGUGGAGUGCAGUGUGCAAGAACCGUAACUCCUGCUUCUGUGUUAACCGUGUUAUUUCCCUUAAAAAUACCUUGUCCGGAGCAUAACUUUUAAUCUAUGCAUAAUAAUUUCACCAACUUAAUACACAUCAAGACCGCAUCCAGGCGAAGUGCAGUUGCAAGAACUUUUGCUUCCUUUUUCACCGAGUUAUUCCUCUUUGUGAAAAAAAAAUACUUACAAAAAAAGUUCUUACAUCAAGUAUUGCUACAGAGGAUAUCAAAACGCAGCAUCCAAGAAUCGUCACUUUUGCUUCGGUUAUUCGAGUUAUUCCUCUUUUUGGAAAAGUUACUUACAACAAGUUUUUUUUCUACAGAUGAUAUGAAAGCGGAGUGCAAUAUACAAAGUUGUGUUAGUAAGCUAUUGUAGAUUAUUGAAACAACCACUGAAAUGCAAAAUGUUCACCUUUAUAUCAGUUUUUGACAUAACUUGAAAAACUGCUCAGCACAAUGGGUCCUGAUAAAUUGUUUGAUAAAUUGUCCGAGUGCUACAUAAUAUAACUUCCAUUGAUGUCACCAUAUAUGUUUACAUCUGUUGUUAAUCACACCAGGAGUCUAUCAACUUAUUGUUAAUAACACAAAUCACAUUCCACUUGUGUCAGCCUGUUCCAUUCAUAAUUCACGUUCUUCGUCAGGGUUUUCCGCGAGGGGAUUAGUAUCGUUCCGCGAUGGCUUGUUUUAUGUGUUUCAUUGUGAAAUAUUUGCAUUGCAUUCUCCCGUCUUCAUGCAAUGAGUUUGAGACUAUUACUUUAGAGCGUCAUAUGGUGACAUUUUUGGUGUUACAUGUCUUAUUUUAAGCGGAGUGUCUUAUGUAAGCAGAGUGAAAUGCCUCAAUAAAUUGCAACUGUUCAUAUAGACUAAAUAUGUAACAGUUAUAGUCUUAAACCACUGCUAUAACAAAAUUAUUGUUAAAUCAUUCUAUAAAUAUACACACAGGUUUAUACAGUACUUACAAAAGUUCAUAUCACAUCACGACUUCGGUUAGGACCUUUAUGUAUGCAUCGAUACCAUUGACAAUUCUUUAUUUCUUGUACAUGAAGCGGACAUCCAUUCAUAUUUGAUAAAAUGAAUGAAAUCCAUUAGAUACUUGCCGUAUAAGUUUGUUAUUUCUUUUUUUUUUCAUUUCCGAUGUUAUCGUCAUUUAUUUUCAUUCUUUUUUGUUAUUCUCAAUAAUGUUUAGGAAAACAAUACGUUAUGUUAUUCAGCGAUACGUUGUUUUCGGAUGAUAGCUAGAGAUUCGUGUUACAAAUUAGGGCGGAAAUGUUCCGUAUUAACGUUUCAAUAUUGAUUUAUAUUACCUUACUCCAAGCGUUCAAGCUUAUGGCAGCUAUAACGUUUAUUUCCAGGAGGGAAUCAUGGUAAUAAAAUGUACUUUCACGACAUAUAUAUGUUUGAAUUGGAUUAUAUGUAGUACUGUAUAGCGGGUUAUGUUAGCGAGUGUAAACAUUAACGCUUUAACGUAAAAUGCAAAGAGUUAAAUCUUAAUGUAUAGAACUUUAGCUAUUAUUCAAUUUAUGAUCCUUAUUUUGGCGAUCAAGACGAUAAACAAUUAAAUCCCGUAUGUUGAAGAAAAGAACAUGCUACACUAUAUUUAUGGGGGUGAAAGUUUAUUUUUAAUGAUGUUUAGCAGUUGAUAUUUUUUCGUUUCAAAAUAAACUUAAAUAUUUACCUCGUUACCAUAAUGAUAUAUAAGCCAAUUCCUUUGUACGUUUAUAGAUAACGAUUGUUUUACCUACCGGUGACCAAAUAUAUUACUAACGAGAAGUGCACGCGUAUUUUGUGAUUAAAUGUCCAAAAAUACGACAAACACGCGUAUUAUUGAAAUUAUUGGGUUUUUUUUUAUUUUAUUUUUUUAAAUAUAAAAACAACAAAAUGGUCAGACCUGUUUGAACACUUUUGUUCGGAAGUGGGUGCUUGUUUCUUACACCUUACGCUUCUGUUUGUUAUAUAUUUAAACGUGUAUCGUACAAGCAAUGUUAAAAAGUAUGGUACAGCUUUGGGGUUUGAUGACAACAAAAUAACACUGAUACAUAUUACCUUAGGGCGCUCGUUUUGUUUUAAUUUGCAAUCGUAGUAUUCCCACUCAUUUAGUGUUUAUUUGGGUAUCAGGCUAUACAUGUACUUAAUUUGAUGAGGUGUGAAGAAGGAAACAUGUUUUUUCGCUGAAAUUGUUGCUCGCCUUAAGGUGCACAAAGACACCACUAGGGCGCAGGGUUAUAAAAUACAACAGUACUGUAAUUGAAUAUAUAAUCUAUGUAUCGUGAGAUUUUCGGUUUCACAAUGUUGAUAUACACUGUUACUUUUGAGGACAAUUAAUAUUAUUGAAACUUCCCUACACCUGUAAAUACACGUACAGAGUUGAUUUUUGUAUUGUGUUAUUUGACGUUGUGUAACAUUUGGUGCCUUGUUGUGACUGACAGUUAUGUUUUCAAUUUUCUAAUCCACUUAGAUUACACCAUUAGGCCUAAAUAUUAAGUAACUUUGACUAGUUCAUGCCAGUUUCUUCGCCCACCGGUGACAAUCGAAUCUCUACCAAGCAUCUUAUUUAGCAAUCCAUAGCUCUCCGAAACCUAAAGGGAACUUUAACUUUAAAUUCUCUAACUCUCCAGCUUUAAUUACUUUCAACUGUCCUUGAUUUGCACAUGUACAUGAGACAAACUUGGAAGUUGUAUUGAUCCACAUGUCAGUCAUUACUUACAUGAAUUGUCUCUUUAUAAAAAAAAUCUUCUCAAAACGCUGUUCGUAAAUCUUCAGCUGUAUUCCUGGUCUAUGUUAACUUGUAUGAUUACUUAUCUUCCCAACUUGCAAAGCAGGUUCAUCUUUGCAUUUUGAAGCGUUUUAAUAUAAUUUUUCUGUCAUUUUCUCGUUUUAUACAUAUUCCAAUAAUUCCUUUAUAUUCUCUGUAUUGAUGAGUAUUUUAUGCUUGUGAUAAAAUUAACCAUGUCCCUCAUGAUCUCUAGCGUAACCGAGAUUUCAUUUAACAACUUUUUAAGAAGAGGUUUAUUGUUUGAAAGGAAAUAUCAAAAGGUAUUUAUUAAGCUACAAGAAUUAUUAAUGGUUUUUAAAAUGCGAAUAAAAUAUCGUUUGAAUUUAU